AUGGUAACGCAGGAGAAUGACGCAGGUAGACCGACUGGAGCUCGGAGCAGCAACAAGACAACAACUACACAAGCAGCAACAAGACAACAACUACACAAGCAGCAACAAGACAACAACUACACAAGCAGCAACAAGACAACAACUACACAAGCAGCAACAAGACAACAACUACACAAGCAGCAACAAGACAACAACUACACAAGCAGCAACAAGACAACAACUACACAAGCAGCAACAAGACAACAACUACACAAGCAGCAACAAGACAACAACUACACAAGCAGCAACAAGACAACAACUACACAAGCAGCAACAAGACAACAACUACACAAGCAGCAACAAGACAACAACUACACAAGCAGCAACAAGACAACAACUACACAAGCAGCAACAAGACAACAACUACACAAGCAGCAACAAGACAACAACUACACAAGCAGCAACAAGACAACAACUACACAAGCAGCAACAAGACAACAACUACACAAGCAGCAACAAGACAACAACUACACAAGCAGCAACAAGACAACAACUACACAAGCAGCAACAAGACAACAACUACACAAGCAGCAACAAGACAACAACUACACAAGCAGCAACAAGACAACAACUACACAACCAGCCACAAGACAACAACUACACAAGCAGCAACAAGACAACAACUACACAAGCAGCAACAAGACAACAACUACACAAGCAGCAACAAGACAACAACUACACAAGCAGCAACAAGACAACAACUACACAAGCAGCAACAAGACAACAACUACACAAGCAGCAACAAGACAACAACUACACAAGCAGCAACAAGACAACAACUACACAAGCAGCAACAAGACAACAACUACACAAGCAGCAACAAGACAACAACUACACAAGCAGCAACAAGACAACAACUACACAAGCAGCAACAAGACAACAACUACACAAGCGGCAACAAGACAACAACUACACAAGCAGCAACAAGACAACAACUACACAACCAGCCACAAGACAACAACUACACAAGCAGCAACAAGACAACAACUACACAAGCAGCAACAAGACAACAACUACACAAGCAGCAACAAGACAACAACUACACAAGCAGCAACAAGACAACAACUACACAAGCAGCAACAAGACAACAACUACACAAGCAGCAACAAGACAACAACUACACAAGCAGCAACAAGACAACAACUACACAAGCAGCAACAAGACAACAACUACACAACCAGCCGGACACGCAGCUUUUGA
Nerophis ophidion (straightnose pipefish) is the source of this 1239-nucleotide messenger RNA. RefSeq lists its product as uncharacterized. The record is from RefSeq and is a predicted model, not a curated record. NCBI's taxonomy places the organism in Eukaryota, Metazoa, Chordata, Actinopteri, Syngnathiformes, Syngnathidae. The transcript has 2 exons. The coding region runs from base 1 to 1239 and encodes 412 amino acids.